AGCAUUUGCUCUAUCUUGCUAUUUGCUCUUUUACAAAAAUGAAAUACCUCAUUCUUGCUGCCUUGGUGGCUGUUACCGCCGGACUCGUUAUUCCACUUGUUCCAAAAACCCAAGAAGCUAUCACCGAGUAUGUGAACUCAAAGCAAUCUCUCUGGAAGGCUGAGAUUCCAAAGGACAUCACCAUUGAACAGGUCAAGAAGCGUCUCAUGAGAACCGAAUUCGUUGCCCCACACACUCCAGAUGUUGAGGUUGUGAAGCAUGAUAUCAACGAGGAUACCAUUCCAGCAACAUUCGAUGCCCGUACCCAAUGGCCAAACUGUAUGUCAAUCAACAACAUCCGUGACCAAUCUGACUGUGGAUCCUGCUGGGCGUUCGCUGCCGCCGAGGCUGCUUCUGAUCGUUUCUGCAUCGCCUCCAACGGAGCCGUCAACACCCUUCUCUCAGCUGAAGAUGUUCUUUCUUGCUGCUCCAACUGCGGAUACGGAUGCGAGGGAGGAUACCCAAUCAACGCCUGGAAGUACCUUGUCAAGAGCGGAUUCUGCACCGGAGGAUCUUACGAGGCUCAGUUCGGAUGCAAGCCAUACUCCCUUGCCCCAUGCGGAGAGACCGUCGGAAACGUUACCUGGCCAUCUUGCCCAGAUGAUGGAUACGAUACCCCAGCUUGUGUUAACAAGUGCACCAACAAGAACUACAACGUUGCCUACACCGCUGACAAGCACUUCGGAAGCACCGCUUACGCCGUCGGAAAGAAGGUCUCCCAGAUCCAAGCUGAAAUCAUUGCCCACGGACCAGUCGAGGCCGCAUUCACUGUCUACGAGGACUUCUACCAAUACAAGACCGGAGUCUACGUUCACACCACUGGACAAGAACUCGGAGGACAUGCCAUCAGAAUUCUUGGAUGGGGAACUGACAACGGAACUCCAUACUGGCUUGUUGCCAACUCAUGGAACGUCAACUGGGGAGAGAACGGAUAUUUCCGUAUCAUCCGUGGAACCAACGAGUGCGGAAUUGAGCACGCCGUUGUCGGAGGAGUCCCAAAAGUCUAAAUAAUCUAUUUGAUUGAAGUAUUUGUUUUCAUACGUGUAUAUAGAUAUGAAUAAUAAUAAAUGAUUAUGCAUCGAGAGUCAAA
This is a messenger RNA of Caenorhabditis elegans, 1129 nucleotides long. RefSeq names its product Cathepsin B-like cysteine proteinase 4 (gene cpr-4). The record is from RefSeq and is marked reviewed. The transcript is spliced from 2 exons. Gene Ontology annotation, cellular component: extracellular region. Lineage: Eukaryota; Metazoa; Nematoda; Chromadorea; Rhabditida; Rhabditidae. The coding region runs from base 39 to 1046 and encodes 335 amino acids. Gene Ontology annotation, molecular function: cysteine-type peptidase activity. Gene Ontology annotation, biological process: proteolysis.